GGUCAAGUUGAAGAGAAGACUUGGACAUUCACCCAUUGCGCCAAUUGGGGUAGACCAGUGACAUCACCACUUGCCUCCAUUUUGUUUCCUCCUCACCAUGGCUAAGAGCGCAGAAGUAAAACUGGCGAUCUUUGGCCGAGCUGGAGUCGGGAAGUCGGCUCUCGUCGUGCGUUUUCUGACCAAACGGUUCAUAUGGGAGUACGAUCCUACCCUUGAGUCCACCUAUCGACAUCAAGCAACCAUUGAUGAUGAAGUUGUUUCCAUGGAAAUACUAGACACAGCUGGGCAGGAAGAUGUCAUUCAGAAGGAAGGGCACGUCCGAUGGGGCGAGGGCUUUGUGGUGGUCUACGACAUCACUGACCGAGGGAGCUUUGAAGAGGUCCUGCCGCUUAAGAACUUGCUGGAUGAAGUCAAAAAACCCAAGAACGUGACUUUGAUCCUAGUGGGCAACAAAGCGGACCUGGACCACUCCCGGCAGGUCAGCACAGAAGAAGGGGAAAAGCUGGCCACAGAACUAGCGUGUGCCUUUUACGAAUGCUCUGCUUGUACAGGGGAAGGCAACAUCAUGGAGGCCUUUUAUGAGCUAUGCCGGGAAGUGCGACGCCGGAAGAUGGUCCAAGGCAAGACCCGGAGACGGAGUUCCACCACUCACGUCAAGCAAGCCAUCAACAAGAUGCUCACCAAAAUUAGCAGCUAAAUAUAUUCAUUUCAGAGGUUAAUGGAGAAGAGUUGAAUCUGGGGUGUAGAGGGAUCCUAAGGUUGGAUU
Molecule: messenger RNA, 766 nt
Organism: Elgaria multicarinata webbii
Lineage: Eukaryota; Metazoa; Chordata; Lepidosauria; Squamata; Anguidae
Gene: RERG
Product: RAS like estrogen regulated growth inhibitor
Exons: 4
Coding region: 98-697 (199 amino acids)
Molecular function (GO): GTPase activity; GTP binding
Source: RefSeq, a predicted model, not a curated record